AUGGCUCCCCCAGUUGCAACCGAAACCCUGUCUUCCCUAGGCUCCAUGCCUACCAAAGCCAUCAAUGGCGAUGGACACAUGAAGCUCAGUGGAGCCAAAACCCUCGAGGACAUGGUUGACAAAUGGGAGACCUUCAAAUUCGACACCAUCCGCGAGAGCCAGGUUUCCCGUGCCAUGACUCGUCGCUACUUCCAGGACUUGGACACCUACGCCGAAAGCGACAUUGUCAUUGUCGGUGCAGGAUCCUGCGGUCUGAGCACUGCGUACAUGCUCGGCAAAGCUCGUCCCGACCUCAAGAUUGCUAUCAUCGAAGCUUCCGUCUCUCCUGGUGGUGGAGCUUGGCUAGGCGGUCAACUCUUUUCCGCGAUGGUGAUGCGUAAGCCUGCCGAUGCUUUCUUGUCCGACCUCGGCGUUCCCUAUGAAGAGGAAGGUAACUACGUUGUCGUCAAGCAUGCCGCCCUCUUCACCUCCACUCUCCUAUCUAAGGUCCUUUCCUUCCCGAACAUCAAGCUCUUCAACGCCACCGCAGUCGAGGAUUUGAUCACUCGCCCCUCCAACAAUGGCGACGGAAGCGUCCGCAUUGCUGGUGUGGUUACUAACUGGACGCUCGUGACUAUGCACCACGACGAUCAGUCCUGCAUGGACCCCAACACCAUCAACGCUCCGCUCGUCAUCAGCACUACUGGUCACGAUGGACCUUUCGGCGCCUUCUGCGUCAAGCGUCUCGUCAGUAUGAACCAAAUCGAGAAACUUGGAGGCAUGCGUGGUUUGGACAUGAACACGGCCGAGGAUGCCAUCGUCAAGCGCACUCGCGAAGUGGUUCCGGGCCUCAUCGUCGGAGGCAUGGAGUUGAGCGAGGUUGAUGGCGCCAACCGCAUGGGUCCUACUUUCGGUGCCAUGGCACUCAGUGGUGUUAAAGCUGCUGAGGAGGCAUUGAAGGUCUUUGAGCAACGCAAGAUAGAAAAUGCUGAGUGA
This is a messenger RNA of Letharia columbiana, 975 nucleotides long. RefSeq lists its product as uncharacterized. The transcript has 2 exons. The coding region runs from base 1 to 975 and encodes 324 amino acids. NCBI's taxonomy places the organism in Eukaryota, Fungi, Ascomycota, Lecanoromycetes, Lecanorales, Parmeliaceae. Gene Ontology annotation, biological process: thiamine biosynthetic process. The record is from RefSeq and is a predicted model, not a curated record.